CUUAAACGUCGGCCGAAUCAAUCAGCCAUGUCUCAGAACAGAAAACCAAAACUCUCCUCGUCCGAGCGUUUACCGGACGACGUCGUAUUCGACAUUCUGGUUCGAUUACCAGUGAAACCCAUAAUCCGAUUCAGAUUGUACAUCAACCUAGCACGUGUCCUAGAUGCUGCAGGUGUUUGGUUCCAAUUAUCCCUACCAUAGAGACAAGACUGAAACUACCUCGCCCAUUAAACUACCUCGCCUUUGAGCUAAUUCAGCUGCAACAAGGCAGCUAAAUUCAGCCUAAGCUGGGUUGGGACCAUUGGGCAUUUUAUGGUUUGCAUUGUGGCAAGAAACAAGCCAUCAUAGAUAGGAGAUACUGUGGAUGGUGAAAAGCCGUGGAAAAUGGUUUUUGUAACCAUGGGAACUACUUGUUUUGAUGCUCUUGUUAAAGCAGUGGAUACUUGGGAAGUUAAGCAAGAGUUGUCGGAUAGAGGCUAUACUGAUCUUGUCAUUCAGAUGGGUUGUGAAUCAUACACGCCCACUAAGUCUGGAGGAGAAGAUGGGUCCCUAGCUGUAGACUUCUUCACUUUCUCAUCAAGUAUUGCGGAUUAUCUGAGAUCUGCAUCUCUGCUGAUCAGUCACACAGGAUUGCUAGGAACAAAACCCAGAAGCUUAUAUUUUUUCUAUUAUUCUUUUUGGUUCCUAGCAGGUGAGAGAAUAGUUAAUUUGUAUAUACUUGAACUAUUAACCUUUUAAUUUUAUUUAUAAUACUAAUUUCAAUUUAGUUUCCUUUUCUUUUUCGUUUUUUCCAGCUGGAUUUUUUUUUUGUAUUGCCAUUUGGUUUUUUCAUGAAUCAUCGUUUUUAAUUUUGUUU
Molecule: messenger RNA, 856 nt
Organism: Quercus robur (English oak)
Lineage: Eukaryota; Viridiplantae; Streptophyta; Magnoliopsida; Fagales; Fagaceae
Product: UDP-N-acetylglucosamine transferase subunit alg13-like
Exons: 5
Coding region: 385-738 (117 amino acids)
Biological process (GO): dolichol-linked oligosaccharide biosynthetic process
Cellular component (GO): extrinsic component of endoplasmic reticulum membrane; UDP-N-acetylglucosamine transferase complex
Molecular function (GO): hexosyltransferase activity
Source: RefSeq, a predicted model, not a curated record